AUGCGCGGCCUGGCGCAGGCCCUCCUGCUCGCGCCGGUCCUCGUGGGAGCCGCUCCAUCCAAGAUUGGCAUGGAAAAGGUCAACGAUGCCUCGCCAUCAACUUUCAUCACCUUUGACAUCCCCCCUGGCUUUAACGAGGACCAGCCUAAACCCUACACCCUCCACCUGGAAGUCCUCGAGGCGCCCUCCCCCUGUGCCUACCCAAACAUCAAAGUAAACGACAACGCCCUCUCCCAGGGUGGCCACACCCUCGGCCGCGGCACCUUUGCCGGCGACCACGAUGGCUCAACCUUCAUCGCCUCCUGGUCUGCCACCUGCGCCGGCGAAGAGCAGCUCCUCCGCUUCACCCUCGAGUCCCUCUCCGGCCGCACCCUCGCCUCGGACCUCGCCUUUGUCGCCCGCUUCCGCCAGACUGCCCCCGCCGCCAUCAUCGAGGUCGCCGGCAACGUGAGGACCUCAGACGCCCAUCCACCUCCGUCCUCGGUCACCCUCCCCGAGUUUGGCGCCCACAAACCCCGGCCCGGCGACGACGAGGACGGCCUCCUCGAGGACCCACCUUUCCCGCCGCCGCCGCACCACCGCGUCGGCAACCACCCGGAUAACCACCCCGGCGAGCAGCAGCAGCGACCCCCUCACCACCGCCCUGGUCACGACAACGAGGGGGGCCGCCAUCACCGCCCCGAGCACCCCAAGCUAGACGAAAAGGUCCUCGCCGAGCUCGACGACCUCGAGUGCCUCCGCCACCAGCUGCGCGCUCUCAAGCACGUAAUCCACAAGAAGGAAUCCCGCCUCGCCCAGGACCACGGCAUCUUCCCGCCCAGCCACCGCGGCUUCCGCUCCUGCAACUCGUUGAAAUGCGUCAUCGAUACCCUCAUGCACCGCGUCCGCGGCGGCGGCGGCGGCGGCUUCCACGGCAAGGGCCGUCACCCCGGAGGCAGAAGAGAAGGCCACCACCACGGCCGUCGUCCCCACGGUCCUCCCCCCUCGUGCCCCGGCUUCCCCUUCCCCCAUCACGGCAACCACGAAAAGGGAAACCACACCGCACCGCCUCCUCCGGGGUUCUGCCACUGCGGGCCGCCGCCUCGCGAGGGACCUCCGGAUGGGCCCCCCGAGGGACCCCCUGAGCCACCCAGAAGACCUCACCACGGCCCUCCUACCCCGCCGUUCGACGAGCCUCCUCAUGGAUCUCCUCACGGCCACCACGGACCCCCGCCACCUCCUCCCUUUGACGGUCCUCACGACCAUCACGGCCCGCCUCCUCCGUUUGAUGGACCCGGAUUCCACGGCCACCACGGCGGACCUCCCGGUCCCCCAGGUCUUCCUCCUCUGGGACCCCCUCACGACUUUGAGCACGAAAACCCCCUCGAUCACGAAGGCCCCGACCACCGCGGCCCUCACGGCCACCACGGCCCCCCGGGUUUCCCUCCACCAGGACCUCACCACAGAGGCCCUCACCACAGAGGUCCUCACAGACGUCCCCCCCACCGCCUCCCCCUCCCCGCCAAAAUCUCCAUCGCAGUCCUCCUCUUCGUCGGAAUCCUAGCCCUCCUCCGCUUCGGCGUCCUCUCCCGUUCUUCUGCCCGCCGCCAUAGCAGCCGCGCCGAACGUCGCGAACGCAAGCACGCCCGCCGCGCCCUCCGUCGCGACCACCGCGAGGCCCGCAAGGAGGCCCGCCAAGCCACCCUGACGGAUUUCUGGUCCCGCAUGUUCGUCACCGCCCGCGCGGGCAGCGGAGAGGACGAGGAGAAGCAGGCCUUUAUCGACGGCCGCCCGUCGAUCUCCUCUGAAUCGGAGAGAGAUUUCGAGACAAUGGAGAGCAUGACGGACGAAAUCACAGAGUUUAGAAACGCUGCUAUGUUGGUGUCCGAGAUGGUUGCCGCUGAGGAGCGGAGGCAGAGGAUGAGGGAGCAGGAGCAGCAACAAGAACAACAGCAGCAGCCACAGCAGAUGCAUUGCCAGCACCAGCACCUGAUGCCAAACCACUUCCAGCGUCCCGCCAUCAUCAACCCUCCCAGCCCGACGACUGCCUUUGCCGAGUACAUGGGCGACGACGUCCUCCCCGCCUACGACGAGCACACUGCGCCCUCCGUCAUCGUCUCGGACGGCUUCAGCAGUUACUCGCCCGGCUCGAGCGAGUACGUGCCCAGCGCGCCGUCGGAUACGGCUUCUACUAUUGACGACGUCUUGGGAGAGACCAAGAAUUAA
Colletotrichum orchidophilum is the source of this 2205-nucleotide messenger RNA. RefSeq lists its product as uncharacterized. The record is from RefSeq and is a predicted model, not a curated record. The transcript has 4 exons. The coding region runs from base 1 to 2205 and encodes 734 amino acids. NCBI's taxonomy places the organism in Eukaryota, Fungi, Ascomycota, Sordariomycetes, Glomerellales, Glomerellaceae.